AUGGCCGACUCCACCUCACUUGAUGAUCGGCUCGUUGACCGACUGACAGAACGGCUCCGCACGUCGUCAAGAGUCGCUUCUUCCGACUUCAAAAUGACAACCGGGGACAUCGGAAUCCUCAAAUCCACACUUUUACCUUCGUUUGGAUUAUAUUCGGGACUCUCGCUCGCAACCUUCAUUGCUGCCGAGACCACAACCCGAGUCGAACUUAAAGACUGGCUAUGGCCUUCCGGCCAAGUAAUCAAUGCAUGGUGGAGCGCUGUUGGGCGACCGAUGCACGAAACCGGGAUUUCCUUCUCCGACGCCUGGGCUAGCGUCAGCUGGACUCAGAAACUUCUCCUAGGUGGUGUGACUCUCUGGGGAGCGCGACUGUUCGCGCGAAUCGCAAGCCGAUCCCUUGCUCGUGGAAAGGACGAUCCCCGAUAUGACGCAGUCAAGAAAGAGCCCGGGUUCUGGAAAUCAGCGCUGUUCAAGAUUUUCUUGCCGGAGGCCUUUGUCCUAAGUUUAAUUUCACUGCCUAUCACGAUGCCGUUUUCGAUGGGCGAGACCACGCUUCCACUGAGUUUGAAUUCCCUGGGUACAGUCCGUGCUCUAGGUGUCGGGUUGUUCAGUGCUGGGUUUGCGUUAGAGGUCCUGGCCGACACACAACUUGAGCUACACCGCAGGGAACGGGACGAUCUGUGUCGACAUGGUAUUUGGAGUGUUGUUCGCCAUCCCAAUUACUUGGGUGACACCCUCGUCCAUCUCUCAUUUGCGGUUCUCAAUCUUGCCGACUCGUUCAAUCCUAUCAUGUUUCUUGGCCCCGUUGCUAAUUAUGCAUUCCUUCGCUUUAUUGGUGGCGACAAGCAGACCGAGGAGAGCCAGGAAGUGCGGUACCAAGUGAAUGACCCGCACAAGUAUCAGCAGUUGAAGCAAUGGCGCCAAGAGAAGAACAGCUUCUGGCCUUCCGUGCGCGAUUUGAUAAACCCCUGGGCAUUGGCGGUCGUUGGCUGUGGAUUGAUCGGCGUCGUCGUUGAGGAAAUGUUGAGAACAACGUUUACUGCCUAA
Molecule: messenger RNA, 1047 nt
Organism: Penicillium atrosanguineum
Lineage: Eukaryota; Fungi; Ascomycota; Eurotiomycetes; Eurotiales; Aspergillaceae
Product: DUF1295 domain protein
Exons: 2
Coding region: 1-1047 (348 amino acids)
Cellular component (GO): membrane
Source: RefSeq, a predicted model, not a curated record